UGUUAGUAUCUGCGAAAGCUAAAAUUCCUUUAAACGAUCUUAUUUUUAUUUAUUGUACAAUUAAUGAUAAAUAACUUAAUUAAUUUUAUAUAACCUGUAUAUUGAAAUAUUUUUAUGUGUGGUAUUGUAUUUUUUUAUGGCCAACUGUAGAUUUAAAAAGAAGAAGAAGAAAAAGAAGGGAGAUAAACAAAUGGUUUGUUUUGACAUUAAAAUAAAAAAAUAUCAGUUAUUCAUAAGACUGUAAUGUUGGCUUUAGGUGCAAAAUGAAGAAGGUGCGAUUAAUGAUAAAACUACAUUGAAUUUUGAUAAGUUGUACGAUGAGAUAUUUCAUGACAAUCACCAGUAUUUGAAUAAAAACGAAACAAGGGAUUCUAAUUUAAACAAAGAUGAACGGACAAGAAGGAUUCCUUUUGGUGAUGCCUCUGAAGAUGGUUCUUUGUAAGUAUCUAUGAAAGUAAGAGGACGCUACACAGAUAUUUGUUGUCUCCGUCUGCUUUAAAUGAUCUUAUGUAUUGUACAAUUAAUGAUAAAUAACUUAAUUAAUUUUAUAUAACCUGUAUAUUGAAAUAUUUUUGUGUGGUAUUGUAUUUUUUUAUGGCCAACUGUAGAUUUAAAAAGAAGAAGAAGAAAAAGAAGGGAGAUAAACAAAUGGUUUGUUUUGACAUAAAAAUAAAAAAAAUAUUAGUUUUCUAUAAGAUUGUUAUGUUGGCUCUAGGUACAAUAUUAUGAAGAUUCAAUACACAAUGAAGCUCCAAUGAAUGUAGAGAAGUUUUUUGUUGAGUCCUUUCAUGCCAAUUACCAGCAUUUGAAUAAAAACGGAACAAGGGGUUAUAAUUUAAACGAAGAUGAAUGGACACAAAGAGUUCCUAUUGACGAUGCCUCUGCAGAUGGCUCUUUAUUUAAAAAGAAGAAGAAGAAAAAGAAGGGAGAUAAACAAAUGGUGCAAAAUGAAGAAGGUGCGAUUAAUGAUAAAACUACAUUGAAUUUUGAUAAGUUGUACGAUGAGGUAUUUCAUGACAAUCACCAGUAUUUGAAUAAAAACGAAACAAGGGAUUCUAAUUUAAACAAAGAUGAAUGGACAAGAAGGAUUCCUUUUGGUGAUGCCUCUGAAGAUGGCUCUUUAAUAAAAAAAAAGAAGAUGAAAUUGAAGGAAGAUAAACAAAUGGUUAAAGAUUCAAUGAACGAUAAAGCUGCGUUGAAUGUAGAUACGUUUUAUAAUGACACCCUAACUAAUGACAUGAUUUUGAAUAAGGACAAAACAAGAGAUCUUUAUUUAAACAAAGAUGAAUGUACAAGAAGGAUUCCUGUUGCUUAUGCUUCAGAAGGUGACUCUUUGUUAAAAAGUCAAUUAAAAAACACUAAGAAAAAGAAGAAAAUAUCUAAGGUUGUAAAUAAUAAAGAAGUAAUGUCACCGAAAAAAUCGAAUAAACGUAAACGGCGGACGUAUUUUAAAGAAUAUUCGAAGAACGAUACCCCUCAAUCAGCGGAUACGGAUAUGGAGACAUAUGUUACUAAUAAUUAUAUUGGAGAAGACGUUACUAAGAAAUUAGAAUUUAUUGAUUCUUUGGACGAUCAGACGUCGGGAUAUCGCACCAUGACUGACACAAGUAUGUAUUUUGGCCUAUAUUGUAAUCAAACGUCUAACAACGCCUACGGUGUACAUGGUCACGAAAAUGUUUUCACUGGAAAAACUCCUCUCUGGUGCGACGUUUGCUUUAAAACGUUUACCUACAUAUCCCAAUUGGUUAUACAUAAAAGAACGCACACCGGCGAGAAACCAUAUGGCUGCGAUUUUUGUGGAAAAUCGUUUUCCGCGCAAAGUCAUUUGGUUCGACAUAUAAGAACACACACCGGUGAGAGACCAUACGUGUGCAAUGUUUGUGGCAAAUCAUUUGCCAGACAAGAUAGUUUGGUUAUACAUAAUAGAACACACACCGGCGAGAGACCAUAUGCCUGCAAUUUUUGUGGCAAAUCAUUUGCCAGACAAGAUAGUUUGGUUAUACAUAAUAGAACACACACCGGCGAAAAACCAUUCGAGUGCGGUUUUUGUGGAAAAAAAUUUUCAUCAAGCAGUGGCUGUAGAACACAUACACUAGGUGUUCAUAAGGAAUAUUUAUGAACUAUUAUUGUCGUAUGAUCCAUUAUCAAGAAAAAUAAACUAUAAACAUCAAAUUAUAUAUGAAAAUGUCCCAUCAUCGCAGUAAGGGUUCUCGACUUAUAAAACGCGAUCAAUGUAUCACUUCAUCUUAAACGUUUAAAUACCUAUGCUUGGGCAUAAGCAAAACCAUAUGGUUCACACUGUCGACGACGAUCACUCGUUGUGUAGUAGCUUCAAUGCUCACUGUCUGGCGAUGUUGUUGCGUGCACUUUACAUUUAUGAAUGCAUUGCUUCUCCUUCCACUGUUUAAUAUCAAUGAAAAUAUUUCUACUCCAGAAUGCUUUUGUAAGUGAAUAGCGAAUCUUGCCUAAUAAAAUUAUAUUUUGUACAUAUUAGUUAUGACUUAUAUGUUAUACCCUUAGA
Messenger RNA from Metopolophium dirhodum (rose-grain aphid), 2521 nucleotides. RefSeq names its product zinc finger protein 25-like. The transcript has 11 exons. Gene Ontology annotation, molecular function: DNA-binding transcription factor activity, RNA polymerase II-specific; RNA polymerase II cis-regulatory region sequence-specific DNA binding. The coding region runs from base 755 to 2119 and encodes 454 amino acids. Gene Ontology annotation, cellular component: nucleus. Lineage: Eukaryota; Metazoa; Arthropoda; Insecta; Hemiptera; Aphididae. Gene Ontology annotation, biological process: regulation of transcription by RNA polymerase II; central nervous system development. The record is from RefSeq and is a predicted model, not a curated record.